AUGUCAAAGCAAUUUUAUUUUUUUAAAAAAGUGGUGCAAGGAGGAUUGGGAAAUGAUACAUUUUUGACAUUAUGGGAACUUCUAGAGUCCUGGACUUCUCAAAAUAAUUGGAUGGCAAUCUUCUUUAUAAUUUUCCUGGGAAUUAUUUUUGAGAUCAUACUCUUAAAGAUUUGUAUGUCCUUUCAGAAGAAGCCUGAACUUCCUUCAGAAAAGGAUAAGUCAGAUAUCCACAAGAUAAUUGGUCAGCUCUUUCAUCCUCAGAAGCAAGGAGACACCUACACCAGCUUAGGGGGUGUUGAGAAUGUCUUCAUGGAGAAGGUUAUACUGGAGCUGAACUUUAAAAGAGUUGAUAACUAUUCAGAGAGAACAAAUGCUUCAUCAGUUACAUCUGAAGGAAAUGAAGAGUACUUUGAAGACAGCGUUCCACCACCAGAUGAACCGCCACGGGAAAGUACCAGUGAAAGUAGAUUUCGAGUAAGUCACUUUAGUGAAAGUCAUAUGACAUCUUCAAAUGGGACUAGCUCAUCAUCUUUGUCACUAUUUCAUUCGGAAGUACAGGAAAUUUUGCUAAGGUGUAGCGGGUGCCCUAAAAAUGAACGCGAAACAAUACAGUUUUCAUCAAAGAAAUUAUUUUCCAUAAUGAAAAGUAACAGAAGUAAAAACAGGACAUUUUCUUCUGACUUUAACUUUUCAAGAACUUCGAGAAUCAUUAUAGAAAGUGAAGAUCUAGAUGUGGCACCAUGCCCUCCUGCCCAUCUGUUUCUUUCUAGAGACCAAGUCCGACUUCUGGAAGAAAAUGUGAGAAAUCAAAGCCCUCCAAAAUCCAAAGCCACAUUAGAGAAUAAAACUACCACCUCUCUGUCCUCAACCUCUCUAGAGCCCUUGAUUCAGAAUCAACAUUCUGCUACAAAGGACCUUUCUCCCCAAGCACAAGCUUCUUUUUCCAGACAAAAGGCUACUCAGAAUCAAGGAUUUUCCAAAGCCCAAUUUAUUGGUCAAGCCCACCAAUUUUUUAACAAUCAGUCAUCAGUCAACAGGCAGCCUGAGAGUGAGGCCAGAUACUUUGCUCUGCCUCAAGAUUUGGUGAGGGAAUCACUUACUAGCCGCACCCAAGACUCCUUCCAGACUGCAGACAUGGAUGGGUGCCAACAUCUGGUCCAAAUUCCACAGUCUGCUGAGACUCAAGAUCCAGUCAAGGGCCUAGGGUCUGAUACAAAACACUCAGAUGAGGCCCAGGAUUCUGUCUGGUCUGAAGAGUCAAACAAGAUUAAAUAUUCUAUCCCAGGGCAAGACACUAUUUUAAAGGAUGCCAGACAUCUGGUUUUACCUCCGAGCCCAAAUUCAGUUGAUAAAGUGAUGCCACAACAAGAGCAUGUUAAGAGUGAAGGCCAGAAACAAAUUGCUUCCUCAACAUUAAACGAGUCUCCUUCAUAUGGCUCACUGCCUCUCAUGACCAGGCAGAAAAAGAGAAGAAAAACCUCACACAGUAACAGUGAACUUAGCCUCAAAGAUCUGCCUCAGAAGUCAAAGAAAACACCAGUUUCACAGAUACUUCAGACCACAGCAUGUCACACUUCAGAGUGCAGCCAGUUAAGAUAUGAGCAUAAAACUAAGAAGAAAGAGUUACAUCAAAGAAAAGGUGUAUCAGGUAUAGCAUUGCAUUUUACGUAUGCUUUCAAGCUUGUCCCUCCUUAUAUUAGGAAGUAUUACAGGAAAAGACAAGCAAAAUUCACUCCACGUUUAACAGAAUGUAGAGAUUUUCUGCCGAAACCAGAUCAGUCACUAUGUGCAGAGAAAGUUAAUUACAUAGGGUCUGUUGAGGAAGAAGGAACCAGGGGGAGUACUGAAAAUGAAGAGCAGCAUGGCAGAAACAAUAAAGAACCAGAAAACAUUUCACAAGAAAUUCCAUCUCAGCUAGAACAGUCUUUUAUGGUCAAUACUUAUCAACAGAAAGUACCUUGUCCUUCAUUAAUAGAAACAAACAGGAUGAAUAAAGAGUCUCUUGAAGAUCCAAAGGAAAUGGAUAUUGGAGAGUCUUGUGCCCCAAAUAGCGAAACAACAUCUGACCUGCCUGUAGCAAGGCAAGAGACAUCUUUAGAAGAAGCCAUAUCAGAACCUUUGCAGAAAUGUGUUUCCUCUCCUCAGAUGGAGUCAGACAGAAACAUGAAAACAUGGGAGGACCUACGAGGUUCAGAGAAUUCAAAUCCUGCCCUUUCAAGCAGAGAGGAGUUACCGAUGAAUAUAUCAGAAAUGCAAAGAUGCUUCUCACAGGGGAAUACAGACAGAAAAGAUCUUCUUGAAAUUGUUCUGGAGUCUUCUGACGUCAACUUGUUCAUUCCCCUAGGAACCGAAAAGCAUAAAAGCAGUGGACAACCAGCAGUUGUAGAAAUUCAGGAGAGGCCAGAGGAUGUAACUGAGAAGGAAAAAAACGCAUUAAGAGUUCACGUGAUGGAAAAUGACAUAAGCGGAAGUGAGGAACUCGAAUGCAACACUAGAAGCAACAUUAACAAUAUGCAAGAGGAACGAAUAUCUCCUGCGUUUCAUGAGGCCACUCACACUGCCCUUUCUUUACCACCUCGUAUGAAAAUGCAGAGUGGAUUAAAAACCAAGAUGGAUACAUCAGAAAUAGGACUUAGUUUUUCUGCAGUAAAGCCAGACGAAUUACCAGAUGACAGGAAAAUAUAUUUUUCCUUUGAGAAGAACUGUCUAGUUAAAAAACCACAAGAAGACAACAGAGAGGAAGAACAACAGGCUCCACAAGAAGCAGCUUUGCAGCUAACGCCAGGUUUCAGGUUCAGCCUACGACUACAGCAGAAGCCCACGUAUGUCCAAUUGGAACCAGGACAGAAUAGUUCAAAAGGUCGAACCACUCAAAAUAAAGACCUCGGUGUUUACCCACAAACUCUCUCUACAGAGACAACUGUGGAGACUAACCCACACCCCAUGAUGGAUCCAUUUCAAGUUGAGGUGAAGCAAAGCACAGACAGACCUACAGGCAGGGAAACUGCAGACCCAGUGCAUCCUCUCACCAUGUCCGAGAGCUUGCCAAUUUUGACUGAAUCAACAGAAUGUGGUGUCCCUUUGGGUGGAAGCCCUGAGAAGUUCCUGGAUGCUCAGACUGCAGAAGUAAAGCAGGACUUAGAAGGAGUUUUACCUGAAGUAGCCCUGGGGUCUUUCCAUAGGCAUAUGCCUCCUUUAUCAAAUUUGAAAAGGAAGAAAAUCAGAAAAAAAAAAUCAGGAACCACAAAUGUACUCGGUUUCAAAUGUGUGAUUACGAAAGUAAAAAAGCCACCAAAAUGUCACAGAAGAAGAUUAAGAAGCAAUUUCAAAAUCAUGAUUAAACUCAUACUUCAGGAUAAAUCCAUGGCAGAUAUGCUUCUGAAUGUUACUGACCCUUGUCUGUCUAUUUUGCCCCACGUUAGAAUGCACAGCAGGUUAAACAUAGGGAAUCACGGUCAUACCGAGCUAAAACAAGAGACAUCAGAAGCUGAAAGAGAAGAAGACUAUUUAGAUAUCAUUAAUAAAGGAAGUGACUCUGGAAACACAGUAGAAGCAGCUCGGUUGCAGGAGGAAGUGAGUGGGGACCAGGAAGCUUCACCAGAAGCAGUCCUUGAGGAUCGCUGGAACCUCAGAUUGGAUGAAGAUCCAGAGAAAGAGCUCAAAUCCAUGAAAGAAAUGCAACAACCAAUCACAUUUGCAGAAGUCACGGCAGAGUCUAUUCACAUGGCCACAACAGGCCCAGUUCAUGUUGAGAAUAUGGAGAAAAGCCUGAUAGCACCCACAGAUUUAAGAUGCACUGAAGAUGAUUCCGAGAUAUCUGCUCCCACAUCAGAAAAAUCACUGAUUGGAGACCCUUUAAACCAAACAAGAGAAAGUGAUGUACCAGAUGAUGGAAGUGAUACCAGGGAAACAGGUUACUGUUUUGCAGCAAUGAAGGCGGAACGACCCAAAGAUUUACCAGCAAUGUUCCCAAAGACUUUUAAUUGCCACAUGCCUGUCUUAUCUCAUUCUAAAGUGAAGAAAACUAGAGUAAGAUUUUCACACAUAGAAUGUAGAGUGAACUCCAAGUCUGUACCUAUGAAGGCACUGAAGCCAUCCAUUUCACAAAUGUGUGAUAUCACAGGUCAUCAAAGAAAGAAACUGGAAUCUGACUUUAAGGCCAAGCUCAAAAAGAUCGGCCAAGCUAAUGGACUGGAAUAUGAAUUUCUAAACACCCUUUACUCUCCUGUGCAUAGCAGGUUACCAGGAGCGAUAAAGAGCUUCUCCCAUGUUCAACCAAAGCUCCGGGGUCUAGCCGUUGAAGACAGACCACUGUAUGUUGAUUUUUUUGAUGAGAGAAAUGCACUCUGUGACAGAGAUGAAAAAGGACAAGAUGUAGAGGAAAAGGAGCAAAAGACUUUGCUAAUAACAGCUCCGCAGCAUACCCAGUACCUCUGGAUCAAUGGAUGUCGAGGAAAGGAGACUCACCUUGCUGAACCAGAUGCAGGCCUGCACCGUUUAACACAGGAGCAAGAUACACAGCACCAAACAUGCUUUAAACAAGCUGCUUUGCAGACUGAUGUCCAGAUGGGUCCUCGAGAAGCUAAGGAACUCCUGAAGACCAAGAAACCAGAAGAUGACCUAACAGCCCCUGCGGGUCUGGAGGUUCUACCUCCCGAGGCAGGGAACUCAACACCUGUGAAACUUUUGAACAUUCCAACAGAGUGUGGUGUAGCCUCUGGUGGAAAUCUUACAAGGGAACGAGGUUCUUAUUCUGUGGAUAAAAAUUCAGCGUUACCAGAAAGUUUGCAAGUGACCUUCUUGCAGUCUUCUGAUUCUGUUGACACUUUCGUUUCUAAAUCUCAAAGAAAGAAAAACACACUAAAAUUAGCAACAAAGCAAACAACAGUGAGUCGUAGAUACAGAGCUAUGAGAGAACAAAACCUAUACACUCUGUGUAUGCUCCCUGACAGGCAGAGAAAUGCAUUGCAAUGCAAUUUUCAAAUGAAGGGUUUACAGCAAAAUAAAAACACAGGAGAUAUGUGUUCACCUGUCAUUCUCUCCAGGGUGCCUGUUUGGCCCAACACCAAAAUGAGCAUCGGAUUAAAUGUGGAGACAGAUACCCAAAGGAUAACAAGGCUUGAUCAUACGCAAAUGCAAGAGAAAUCACCCAAUGAAAGAAAAGUAUGUUGCCCAGCUUCUGUGGAUAUGAGUACUUUACCUAACAGUGUGAAAGACAGGAAGGAGAAGGGGGCAGGGGAACAAGAUUUACCAAUUCCAGAGAGUGGCCAAGGCUUCAUAUUUAGUACAUAUCAGGAGCAGGAUCAUGACCUUAUCAAAUCAGAUGAGGGGCAGAAACAAAUAGGAAGUAUAAAUAUCCAUGUACAACCACAAACACAUUUUGCAGAAAGUAUUUUGAGCUCUGCUUCAUGCCCAACAUUGGAUCCAUUUCAACCGAGAAAGCUAGAGAGCAAUGCUAGGUUUUUUCCUCCAACGUCAGGAGAAGCAAAGUUUGAUGAAAAAAUAUUUUCUGCAAGAGAAGGUGGUGUUCCAUCUGAGGCAAACCAUCAAAAGGAACAAGCUGGUGGAACUGAAAAGGAAGAGAAAGUGACUUUAGAUUUCUGCAUGGCUGCUUUAUCUCUAUCCAAAGGCAAGAGAAACUUCAAACAAUAUUCAGACAUGAAAAUCUUGAUGAAUCCCAAAUAUGGAAUUUUAAAAGCAAAGAAACCACCCAUUUCACACAUGCUCAAUAUCAAGGGUGGUGCUAGACGAAAUCGCAGGAAAGAAUUGCGAUAUAACUUGAGCACCAAAAUGGGACAGGUAGGUCAGGGUACAAAAAUGGCAGAGGGCAGGGACUCCCUCCUGAACAUCAUCUCUGCCAUUAAUAGAUAUAGUGACCGAGAAGGGGAAAAAGACAUGUUAGGAGAAAAAAGACUCAGUUCCGAACAAGUAAUGCAAAAUAUACCCCCACAUGAAGGGAAUAUGACUCCAGAUCACCCCAAAGAAGGUGAUCUUCAAGAUGAAGAAAGUGAACAGGAGAUGUUACUAAAAGUAAUUCCACAGCACAGCCAACAUUUCAUACUCUGUUCAGACCAGACGAAGGAGCUUGAGCUUCACAAACCAGGAAACAAAGGAUGUGGGGAAACUCUGUUUUUUACCAAACAGGACAUCCCCCAGCGCACACCAGAUCCAGUGCAGGCGACACAGCCAAAGAGCAGCCAGCAGACACAAAACGGCACAGUGUGGUCAGCGAGUUCAAACCUUCCUCUUCUAAAGUCAAACGAAUCACUAACCGGUCAAGUUGUAAUUGAUACAAUGAAAUGUGACGUCCCAAGUGAUGAGAGCCACAUGGGAGAACUGGAUGAUCAUGGUAAAGAGGAAAAGUCAGAGUUUAAAGAAGAUCUACAAGCACCUGUCCCUGAGUCUUCAGCUACUGCCACACCUGAUCCCCCUGACCCUAAACAGGGGAGAAAGACAUUUACAUGUAGAGCCUUAAAAAGUAAAAUGAGUCCCAAGUGUGUUGUUAUGAAGGCAAGAAAGGCACCAGUGUCACAGAUAUUUAACAUCCCUGGGAAUGGCUGUCUGAAAACCCUCCCUUCAAAAGCCCUGCGAUCACAGAUCAUUGAGUUUUUGAUUGAGAUAAAAUCCUCUGGGGCGCUAGAAGAUGUUACUGCAGAGAGGAAGGAAGGAGAAGCCCAAGAAUUGCUGGCAGCAAUGCUGGAGUUCUGGGAGGCAGCCACACUUGCUUUACCUGUGUUGAAAAGAGAGAGAAACCACUCAGAACUUACAGACAAGAUAAAUAAAAUGAGUCCCAAAUGUAUCACUUUGAAGGCAAAGAAGACACCGAUUUCCAAGACAUUUAAUGUCACAAAAUGUGGUGUGCCAAGCCGUGGUAGGCAAUUUGAAGGCAAGUUCAAAACCAUGAGGAAACAAGGUCAGCCACUGGCAGUAGCCACGCCGAAGGCCACUUCCUCUCCCAUGUCGGUUUCACUGGACAUGAAGGUGCAUAACAGAACCAAAGUAGAGACAGACAUGCCGGGGAAGACGAGGUUCCAUCCUGAGCUACAACGGCAAGGGCACUGGCCAGAUGGAGGGGGAGCCUCGUGUCCCCGUUCUAGGGCCGAGAGGGAAAAGGCCAGGAAGGAACUCAAAGGCCACGGUAGAGAAGCGACGCCUCGGAAUUUCCAGCACCUCACUUCCAGUGCUCACCAUAUUAAGGAGGCUCGCUGUGUGAAAUCUGAUCUCAAACGGAAGUAUUCAGCAAGGGGAAAAAUCCCAGAAUCACUAACCAUAGCGGAGGAGCUGCAACAACGCACGUUUUUUGCACAAAGUGUCUUGCAUUCUGUGUCUUCCUCUAUUUUGAAUUCACUUCCAUCUGAGAAGGCACCAAAAAGGACAAAAACACAGAGGUCAAGGAUUUUAUCUCCAGCGACAGACAAAUCACUCGGCGAAUCUUUAGCUGUUAAAGUACCAAGUGACGUCCUGCCUGAAACAGGCCCAGCAAAGGAACCUGCUAGUUCUAGUCCAGAGGGAAAGAAAGAAUUACAAACGGAUUUACAAGGCAGAGCCCUACAGUCUUUCGGUAUCUCCAGGCCGGAUUCAUCUGAAAUUAAAGGGUUGAGAAAUGUAGCACUGAUCCCUACGUCUCCAACUGGGGAAGCCCAGAUGGCAUCAGUUUUGAAGACAACUAACACCGCUAGUCCCAGUGCCCCCAGCCAUGGAAAGGAACUGGUCUACACCUUUGAUAACAUGGCCAAAGAGUUAUCUCAGAGUAUGUCAAAUAUAUUUAUGAAUACUUCUUUUUCACCUACACCUGUUUCACCUGCCACCAAAACACAGAAAAAACGGAAAGCCAAGAAAGACCCAGUCGAAGUCAGUAUUAUACAGCUAAAACCAGAGGACAGGAAACGAGUGUGUAAAAGGUGCAGCGCCUUGGGCACCACAUCUCAGUCAGGACGGCAAAAUGAAAGAGAGGGCAAGGAAGUUGCAUUCAAAACAGAAAGUAGAAAAGAUGAAAAUAUGCUUAUUACAGAGCAAGACAUGCAGCAGCAAACACUAGUUUCAGAAAAUAUAUUGGAGUCUACCUGUUCUCCUCUGAUAAUUCCAUUUCAAACUGAAAAGGUGAAGAAGAACAUCCCACCAUAUACAAACAUACUGCAUAGAAAAAGUGAAAAGAUUUCAUGUGUAAAAAGAGAGAAAGCGAUGGUCGAUGGUCUUUUAAUUGAUGAGGCAGGGUGUAGGACUCCAUCUGCUGGGAAUCCCACAAGAAGGCUGGAUGCUUCCAGUCCAGCUCCCCUACAACCUGGAGAAGAGAAAGACAUAAAAACUCAAAAAGUAACAAAAUACGCAGCUGAUCAAAAUAUCCCACUUCCCAAGUCAGGAAUCUCAGCGCUUGGAGAUUCACCUAUUGAAAGCUGUAGAAGGAAAGUGGGUGGUUCUAUUGUCAAGAAACAUAAAGAGUUGCAAAGAGAUUUACUAACAAUAUCCACAACGUCUGUUUUGUCUGAAUCUAGAAGGCAGAAAAAAGCGCUAAAAUUUCCAGAACGGAAAGAUCUUAUGGGUCCCAGAUAUACAACCAUGAAGACAAAGAGGCCUCUUUUUUCACAGGUGCUUAAUAUCACUGAGCAUGGUCAUCAGUACUGUGAAAAGAAACAGGAAUGCUAUUUAAAGUCUGUGAUAAAAGACAGGCAACAACAUAAAUGUAUAGCUGAUGCAUUUUCAUCUCUCACACCUGUUUCAAUGGAUAACAAGAUAGAUAUUGAAAUUGAUAGCACACUCACCACAGGGACAGAUCAACCAAGAGUACAAACACACAACCACACCUGCCCAGAGCUAGAGAAAUCACUGAGUGUUGGGGAAGCAUGGGAGGCCAAUUUGAUUGAUACACAAAGCAGAUCCAGCAACACAGGGGGAGUGAGUGUGCCACAUGAGAAGGAAGAGGAAAACAUCCCAGAAAUAUCAGCAGAAUCAGUUCCACACGAGAGCCAACAUCUCCAUUUCACUUCUCAUCAUGUGAAAAAUCUUGGCCCUUGCAAAUCAAAACCUAAACUGGAUAGUUCAGAAGUUAGAAGUACUUGGGAUCUGUCUUGUGCGGCACAAAACAUGAGGCAAGAAGAACACAUUAGAAAAACUAUUUUAAAGCCUGUCUCUAAAAGCGUGAUGACUUUAAUUCGAGUCCAAACACUGAAGAAAGUUCUUCACACUCAAGAGGAAAUCCAACACAUGGCAGAUCUAAAGACCCCAUUUCCAGAAGCUAGGAAAUCAGAGACUGGUUCCUUACACUGCGAUGGUGUCUGGGAUGGAAAUCCUACGAGGAAACGAGAUAAUCCUAUUUUUAAGAAAAAGGCAAGGAGUCAGAGUGACUUACUGGGAACAGUCUUAAAGCCUUUAGGUUUCUCCAGCCUUGAUUCAUCUGAACCUGAGAUCCAGAGUCAUACAGCAGAGGCUGUAGGCGAGAAAAGCACAAUGAGUCCCAAGCAGGCAGCUCUGGAGGCAGGGACGCUACCAGCUUUACAGGAGCUUGAUAGCACGAGGUGUCUUACCGGAAACCAUAGAGAGAAAAGCCACAAACUGAAGACCAAGGCAAGAGAGAAGCGAUGGAAUGAAGGUGCGAGAGAGACAUUAUUCCAUGCCAGUGAGGGAGCUAAGAGUCCACCAACCACGUUAGUGACUGAUAAACUCUCAUUUGAUACAGCAGUGAGGGACAGUCUGGAUAACCAUGGAACACUUCACAAAAAUCUAGGUGAUUUUGUUACAGAGAAAAAGGCAGAGCUGGACAAAAACUUAGCCACAGUUCUCCUGGGGCCUUUCGAUUUAUUCAUGCCUGUUUUAUCUGACUCUGAAAGCCAGAUAAACACAGUGCAAGAGAAAAUCAUACCAAAACGCAAAUGUUCGGUGAUGAAAAAAAAGGAGCCACUCAUUUCACAGCUACUUAAAAUCAGUAGACAAUCUGCCACAAAACAGAGGACGAAAUUUAGAUCCAAGGUAGAAACCAAAAUGAAAGAGAUGCACUCAGGUAAAAAUGCAACUGAUAUGUAUACAAAUGCCACUUACUUCAAAGUGGAUACCUCCAACAUUAGAAGGCAAAGCAGAUUCCAAACAGAGGCAGACAGAAUAUCAGGGUUUAACCCUGUACAGCCAACACACACUCAGCUGCCAGUCGAAGACAGAGUGGUUUUACAGUCACGUAAUGCCACAGGUCCUGCUGCUUUAAGCAUUAACAAAGAACAGGAGAUAGACACACACACAGAGAAAGCUGUGUUAAACACAGACCUAAAAUCUACAGAUGCUUCUCCAUCUAUUCCACCACAUACAAAAAUGGAGCAGUCACCUAACACCUCGAGUAACUAUGAAGAAUCUUCUGAAAAGAGAAAUGCCCUAAAGAAAGCAAAAGGUAUGGAGGAAAAAGAGUGUGAACAACAGGUCUUGUCUGGAACACCUUCACAAUAUACCCAGUCACUUGAGUUUCUACAAAAGAAACAGCAAGAACUAUGUGUCUCAGGAAACAUCCAGAACUCUGCUUAUGCUUAUACACCUCCAUACCCCCAAAUCCUAAACCAUCAAGCUAAUGCGAAAGCAGCAGGUGUAGAAAGCACUGUGCCUACUGAACAGGUAAAAUCAAAGGCAAAGAAACCAUUUGUUUCCCUGAUGUAUAACACAGCAGGGCAUGGAACCCGAAGCCAUGAAAAGGAGACAAGGUUUAACACCAAGAAGCAGAAGCCAGGGUUCCAGCAAGAUAAAACUGAGGUAGAAUUCUCUCUGAAAACUAUCUGUGACCUUGAGUCUAUUCCACCUCAAAUUCAAGAGUUGAUGGAAGCGGAAAGGGAGAAAGGCAAGCCACCAAGGCCAGAGAAAUCGCUGAACACAAGACAAAUAGCAUUUUCACAGUCUCUUGCUAAGAGUGCCAAAUCCAGAAAUAGGAAAACCCCGGGACAGUGUAUCAGAAAGCAAGAAGAAAAUUGCCAAAUUGCUUCGCUGGACCUCUUCCCACAGUGUAGAUAUCGAUUCGUGAUGAGACAGCAACUGAAGAAGAGCCCCACCCAUGUCAAAUACACAGUAAAUUUGAAAAGAGAAGCACAUCCUGCUCAACCUUCACCAAAGAGAGCAAGCUGCUCCACCACAUUUGACAUCUCAAGAGUGAGAGUACACACACAGCGCCAGCGCCUCAUCGCCCUGGGAGUAAAGGCGGGAGACAGAGACAAGGCCCAACCUCCAGUGUCAACUCCGCAGAGGACGGAAGUAUCUGAGAAAACAGAUAUUUCUUUAAGUUCAAAAGGACAGAAUAUGUGUCUUCCAGAGUCAGGUGCUUCUCAAGAGAAGACUUGCAAGGAACAGGAUCUGCUGAAAGAAGGAAGUAAUUCAAGGACACUGGUGGAGCCUACUUUGUACUCCAUUACGGAAACCUCUCAUUUGGAAAAUACCAUUCCAAAUCAACUGGCAAGAGAUGGCUUAAGAGAAACUGAUACCUUACAAGGUUCAAAAGGACAGACAUUUCUUUGUGCAAACGCAGAAGCCCAGCAAUAUACACCUGCAGUGGAGAUAGGAGACGUGAAACCAGAUCCCAUUCCGGAACGUCUCCUGGAUUCAGCAUCUUGCCCCAGUGGGGCACUUCAUGUGAGAGAGGCAGGAAAUGCAACACGGAAAGAAAAAGUUAGCAUCCCUGUUGUUUCAGACGUCAAUCUAUGGGAAACCGAGAUGCCAAAGUUAACGAACCUUCUAUUAACAUCAAACGAACAGAAAAUAAACUGUUCCCAAAAAGGGAGGACAGAGCAGCGAAACAGUUCUAACCAGAAGAAAGGAAAUCUUCUGGAAUUCAUUUCCUCUUGCAUAUUGUAUCAACUCCAUAUUGAAAGGCGAAAGAAAGAAAUCUCAGCCAAAGGAAUGAGUUCAGCGGUUUUGAAUCCAGUGGUCCAGAAAGCAUCAAACACAGUAGAUACUCCAGUGGAUCAACCUCCGUGCUCAGGAAGAAGAAAAGGACAUCAACACGAAAGUACACACAAGGCUCUCCCAACAUCUCUUUCUCAUUCUAUGAUGAAUAUAUUUCAGAUUAAAUUGCCAGGAGUAAUGAAGGCAACAAAGGAAGUCGAUAGUCCAAGGCACCACAGUUCAAACACAGAAGGAACUGGCUUGCCUGGUGCAGGAACAGAAGAGCAACCAGAAUGCGUACAACGUAUUUGGCCAAAUCUUGCUUCUGAUCCUUCAAGAGAUAUACUAUUUCAAAGUAAGAUGCCGUAUGAAAAGACAGUAUCGGAAGAAGUAGUUAGCACUGUGGAGUAUACUCCAAGUACAGAAGGACUUGGUUCACAUAUUACAGGAAAAGGAGGCCAGCAAGAGAAAUGCAUGCCUGAGACCCUUCAGAAGUCCACAUCUCACCCCCAAGCAGGUCUCCACCAAACUAAUAUCUCAGUGCAAGAAGUAAAGUUUGAUGACACAAGUAAGAUGCAUUCCGAAUAUUCAACUCCACAGGCUAAGGAAGCAUUAAAAGGAAUGGAUGUUAUUUUUGGAUAUACACAAAAAAGUGAAAAAGGACAGAACUUACCCAGCGUGGAACAAAAGCAGCAGCACCUACUGAUUCCCUCUGAGAAUUUUCGCUCCCUGAGAAUUCCCUCUGAGCAUACAUCUUACCCUCAAAACAAUCCCUGGCUCCUGCCGCAUUUAAUGCCUCAGAAGAAAGAAGCAUUAUCCGAAGUAGGUAAUGUGUCGAGCAGGACAAAAGGAUUAGACUUGAUUUCUAAAGAACAACUAAAUACUCAACGUGAGUGUGGCCUGGAAUGGACUGUACCCUCAGCUCCUCCAACGCAAAUGACGAGACACAAUACAAGGCCACCUUUAGAAUCAUCCAGUGAAACUGCAAAAUAUCAGAAUGUCUCACUGAUAAAAGGAAAGAAAUUAUUAUAUGGGGAGCAGACAAUUGAUUCAAUAAAAAAAGUUAGCUCCCCCAAGCUAAGUGUUAGAAAGAAGGUGCCCUUACGUAAAGCAUGUCGAAAAAAACUACGAAAAGAGGUGUGUCUACCUGGAUUUUUUUCACAUUCUCUUUCUAUCCAUAUGCUUCCUUUGCCUGAAAAUAAAAGACAGAAGAAUGACCUAAAACAAGAAGUUGAGAAAGACAUGGUAUCCACCCAAAGGACUUGGGAGAAAUUGAUAUUUUCAAACAUAUUUAAUACCACUGACUGUGGUGGUCCAGGCAACAGACCAGAACUGCCGAGAAAGAUAAAAGAGAAAACGGUAAAUUUGAACCAUAGAAAGGUUAAACCUGAUUUGGUUGUGACAGAUGUAUAUGAGUCCAUCUCUUCUCUCAAACUGAAUAUAAAGACAGCUGAUGAGAUUACCUCAAAUAAUGUAAAACGAAUUAAACAACUUAUAUCUCAGAGAAAGGAGAUUAGAAUAAAGGGAGUCGAUGUGAAAGGAACAGUGGAUCCCAACGUUACCUUGAAGGCAAAGAAACCAUCACGAUCACACAUGCUCAGUGAAAAGGAAUUGCCAGGGCAGUUGAACAUUAUACAGCAAGAGAGCGAGGGCCAGAUAGGCAAAGGUAUGUCAGGUGUGAAGCUGACAAACUUGUUUGCCUCUGUACCAUCUCUGUCACCUCUUGAUUUGAAUUUAAGAACAAAAGGCGGAAGAGAUUCGUCAAGAAUACCACAGAACUGCCUUCCACCACUAAAGCUCCAGGCAACAUCAAAUAUCAGGAAAGCGUCAUUUGCAGAGUCAAUUAAUAGAGAGAGUUUAAGCAACAUAAUAGAAUCAAAACAUUGCCCACAGCAAAAGAGGGAAGACGGAGACAAUAUAGUAUAUGUGAAAGAUAAAGACUGCAAAAGGGCCACUUUUAAAAGAAAGAAAAAACUUUUCAAACACACACCGCAUGCACACGAACCGCAGUGGGACAAUAAAGAGCGAGAGGAAAUGAUACAGGAAGAUGAGAGUGAUGGAAAUGUAGUUGUGAAUAAGCCCCAUGCCUCCAUUCCAUCUUCUCACCUGGAGCAGGGUCCUGGAGUAAAAGAAGCAGCAUCACAAACAGCAUCAUGGUUCUGCCCUCCAUCACUGACCCUCCAGGAACUGUCAGAUGCAGUGAUAGCAUGUAAGGAGCCAGCUGAUGAUAUUUUAAGCAAUAUAGCAAGAUCAAGAUAUAUGUCACAGGAAAAUGAAGACAGAGUGGACACGGCUUUGAAAGAGAUAAGGCAUCCCCAAAGAAUGCCUCUGGAGGUGAACCAGUCUCCAGUUGCCCAGGAACUGCAGUUGAACAUCAAAGAAAAAGAGGAAAAGAUGCAGCAAGAUAAAGGUAAACAAGUCAGGAUUCAGAGACAGUCCUGUGUUUGCAUCUCUUCUCCACCUUACUCUGAAGUGGACACAAGAAGGGGAGGAGAAGCAGUCUUGCUAAGAAAAACAAGAUCCUGUUUUCUACAACCCAAACUCCAGGAGUCAUCAGAUAUGGGAAACGUAGCAUAUGAAAAGUCUGUUUCUGGUGAUAUCUCAAACAGGGUAAAACAAGCUAAAGAACAUGCAAUCCAGGAAGAAGAGGAGAGAGUUAACAUGGAAGAAGUCGUCCUUUCGAAGAAAAAGAAUUCACCACCAUCACAGAAAAUCCAGCUGGACGUCAAGGAGCAAAAGAAAAAGAUACAUAGAAUUCAAGGUGAACCAAGUGUGAUUUUGAUCUGUACUUCCAGACCUGCCACUUCUUUUAACUUGAACACAAGAAUAAUAGAAGCAGAUGACAGAGCUAAAGUAACAAGAUAUUCUUGUUCAGAACUACCCCACCAGAAAUCAUCAGAUGUAGUGAAAAAAGCAAAUCGAGAGUCAACUGAGAUAGAUAUCAUAAGUGAUGUACAAGCAGCAAAGGACUUUAUGCCCCAGAAAGGAGAGGAUCAAGGAGAAACAGCCAAAAUGAAUUAUAUGAGGUACUCCAAAGAAACAAGUUCCAAGGCAAAUGAGUUCCCACUUCCACACAUUCCCAGUAACCCUGGGAGCCACAGCCCCCAGACUAGAGAUAAACCAACAAACAGACGAGAAAACCUGGGUCAUGCACAGGAAAGAAAAAGUGAACUAGAUGAGGUCCUGACCGGACUUUGUCUACCUCAGUUUACAUCAAUCAAAGGCGAGAAGGAGAACCAAGGAGCUCUCAAAUCCUGUCUUCCACCGUUAUGGCGCAGGAAGUCAUCAGAUGCACAGGAGUUAAAAUAUACAGUGUCACCUCUGAGUGAGAUCUCAAGCGAUUCAAAAAGAACAAAAUACGUGACAUGGGAAGAAAAGGAUAAAGCAAAUAUUUUUGUGAGGGACCCAAUGCAUCCCAAGUCCUUAUCUCUGAAGGUAAGGAAAUCCCCGCUUUUCCGUAUGCUCGAAGCAAAGAAACUGCAAGUGAACAUUAAGGAGCAAGUGAAACGGGAGCAGAAAGGGAGAAGGGACACAGUUGUGAUUCUGAGCAAAAUCUGCCCUUUUGUCACUUCAACUCAUCUUAAAUCUGACACGAUAAAAGAAGACAAAGGUGGUCCAGUAGUCCUAAGGCACUCUGGGCCACAUCUCAAGAUCCAAGCCUCACGGCCUUCAGUACAGAAAGCACCUGUAAAGUCAACUGAUAGAAAGAAAGAAAGACAAUAUCCGCCACCAACAGAAAGGAACAGAGCGCACGCAACAGCCGUGAGAGGCGCGGUGCCUGCCAGUGGCUCAGACUUCAAGGCAAAGACGUCAUCCCCCCGUGAUGUGUUCGGUGUGGCCAAGCACGAUGCUCUGAGCAGGAGAAAGGAAGCACGCCCAAGCGCGGAGGAGAGCGCAAAACAAGGGCAGGGGCGAACAGGAGAGCCUGGUGUGACUCCAACAAAAACCCCUCCUGCCUUGCCUUCUCCAUCAGACCGUGGACUGGAUGCAGGAAUCAAAGACGACAAACACUCACCUGCAGUCACGGCAUUCUCUCCACCCUUUCAGCUCCUUGAGUCAUCGGGUGCAGGGAAAAUCAGGCACGCAGAUUUCAGUCAAGGUAUUAGCUCGUGUAAUAUAACAGUAAGAGCUAACGGACGUGUGUCGUAUACAGAGACAGAGAUCAGAGUAAAAAGAAAAGAUGAGAAAGAUAGAAAACACCCCAAAAUCACAGCUGUGGAAGCCCAAACAUCCCCACUUACACAUUUACUCAGUAGAAACAGACUGCCUUUGAAUGUCAAAGAGCGAGGGAAGGAAAUGCAGGAUGGCAAUGGUGAGCUGGGAAUGGUUCUGAGGGAAACUCGUGCCUCCUUACCUUCUCCAUCUUCCCUGAGACAAGACACUAGCAGAAAUGAAAGGAAAGAUGCAGAAAGAAUAACGCAAUCCUGUUUUCCACCACUGAAGAUUUUUGAUCCACUCAACCUAAACACAAAAGCAGAUGCUAAGUCAUUUGAUGGUUAUUUGUUAAAAAACAAAGUUAGACUCAAAACAGAUAAUGAAGACAGAGUGCUUCCAAUAUCUGUGCAUCGAAAGGCAACAGAAUUACCACUUUCACACAGAUGUGAUACCAAAGAAUCACAGUGCAAAAUGAAAACGCCAAAGAAAAUGGUACAGAGAGAGGACAGUGAACUAGCUACAAGACUGAAAAACAUCUGUACUUCUUUGCUGACUCUACCGUAUCUUAAAUCUGAUACACCAGAAGGAGAGAGGUACGUGAUAAGAAUCACAAAAUUGCCUCCCCCACAAGCAGAAUCACCUAUUGUACUUACACACAACCUAACUGACCUUCAGGGAAAAACUAAAGGGAAGGUUUGGGAAGAUAAACCGGAGCCAGGUGAUGCCAUGCACACUGAGACCUGUGCUUCUCUCUCUUCUUCUCUUCGCCUUGAUGAAAACACCAGCAUAAGAGAAGAGGGCAUGUCAAUGUUACCAAGAUCCUCUUUGCCCCCAGUAAACUUCCAGAAAUCAUCAAGUUCUGAGGAAGUGAUACAUGUAGAGUCAAUGGCGAGUGAUACUGUCAUUAGUCCCCACAAAGAAAAAUAUUUGCCCCGGAACGAGAAAGAGGACGGAGUAGAAAGAAGAAACUUUGUGUCUCCCAAACACCAACGAAAGGAGAUGCAGGAAAGUAAAGAUGAACCAGGUAUGGUUCUGACCAAAUUUUCUACUUCAUCCCCAUCUCUCUCUGCCCUCAAAUUGGAUAAAGCAGUACAAGUGGAUGAUGAAACGCUAGCACGUACAAGGUCUAUUUUGCAGAGAGUAUCAUUUGGAGGGAAAUUAUAUACAGACACAACUAGUGGUGAUACCACGGAAGAGGCUCAAACCCUGACCAAAUCUUCUACUUCAUCACCAUUUCUCCCUGCCCUCAAGUUGGAUAUAGAAGUCCAAGUCAAUGAUGAAAUGCUAGCAUGUAGAGAAUCUGCUCUGGGGAGAAUGUCAUAUGCAAGAGAAGCAGUACAUACAGAGAUAAUUAGUGGUAAUACUGUGAAAUAUGCUCAAAACCGGACCAAAAUUUCUACCUCAUCACCACCUCUCCCAACCCUCAAAUUGGAUAAAGAAGUACAAGUUAAUGAUGAAAUGCUAGCACAUACAAGGUCUACCUUGAGGAGAAUUUCAUAUGCAAAGGAGAUAGUACACAGAGAUUCAAUUAGUAGUGACAUCACAGUUCAGUUCAGCUCAGUUUCAAAAGAUGGUCAAAACCUCACCAAAUUUUCAGCUUCAUCACCAUAUCGCUCUGCCCCCAGAUUGGAUAAAGAAGUUCAAGUCAAUGACGAAAUGCUAGCACUCUUUAGAAGGUCUGUGCUGGGGAGAGUAGCAUAUGCAGGGGAAAUAGUACACAGAGAUUCAAUUAGUGGUGAUACCAUGAAAGAUGGUCAAAACCUGACCAAAAUUUCUACUUCAUCACCAUUUCUCCCCACCUUCCAAUUGGAUAAAGAAGUACAAGUUGAUGACGAAAUGCUAGCACAUAGAAGGUCUGUCUUGGGAAGACUGUCAUAUGCAGGGGAAAGAGGACAUACAGAUUCAAUUAGUGGUGAUAUCACAAAAAGUGACCAAAACUUGACCAAAUUUUCUGCUUCAUUACUGUCUCUUCCUGCCCACAAAUUGGAUAAAGAAGUUCAAGUUGAUGGCGAAAUGCUAGCAUGUAGAAGGUCUGUCUUGGGAAGACUCUCAUAUGUAGGGGAAAUAGCAUAUACAGAUUCAAUUAGUGGUGAUAUCACAAAAAAUGAUCAAAACUUGAGCAAAUUUUCUGCUUUGUCACCAUCUUUAUCUGCCCACAAACUGGAUAAAGAAGUUCAAGUCAAUGACGAAAUGCUAGCACGUAGAAGGUCUGUCUUGGGAAGACUCUCAUAUACAGGGGAAAUAGCACAUACAGAUUCAGUUAGUGAUGAUAUCACAAAAGUUGGUCAAAACCUGACCAAAUUUUCUGCUUCAUCACCAUAUCUCUCUGCCUUCAAAUUGGAUAAAGAAGUUCAAGUCAAUGAUGAAAUGCUAGCACGUAGAAUGUCUGCCUUGGGGAGAAUUUCAUAUGCAGGGGAAACAGUACAUACAGAGACAAUGAGUGGUAAUACCACGAAAGAUGUUCAAAACCUGACUAAAUUUUCUACCUCAUCACCAUCUCUUCCUGCCCUCAAACUGGAUAAAGAAGUACAAGUUGACGAUGAAAUGCUAGCACGUAGAAGGUCUGCCUUGGGGAGAACUUCAUAUGCAUGGGAAAUAGUCCAUAGGGGUUCAAUUCAUGGUGAUACCACAAAAGAUGGUCAAAACCUGACCAAAUUUUCUGCUUCAUCACCAUAUCUCUCUGCCCUCAAGCUGGAUAAAGAAGUACAAGUUGAUGAGGAAAUGCUAGCACAUAGAAGGUCUGCUUUGGGGAGAAUAUCAAAGGCAGGGCAAAUGAUACAUACAUAUUCAAUUAGUGGUGAUUCCAGGAAAGAUGUUCAAAAUGAGGAACAACCUAUUCCUGAGAAAGAAGAGAGGGACAGAGAAAAAUCAGUAGAUAGGAGAGGUGUGACGCACACCAAAUAUAUAAUUUUGAAGUCCAAGAAAUCGCCUUCUUCAUAUCCACUCCACAGAUCAGAAUUGUAUCUGAACCUUGGAGGGACAGAGCAAAAGAAACAGGAAACUCGAGGUAAACCACCUGGUAAGAUGGUAAGGAAUAUUUAUCUUGCCACACCUCCAACUAAACUGAAAUUGGACAAAGGCACACAAGUAGAUGAAGGAAAGCUUGGAAUUAAGAAACCCUCUCUACUUCCACGAAUGAUUUCAGCAUUAUCAGAUGCAAAGAAGAGAACAGAUACAAAGGGAAUCAGCGGUGAUGUAAUAAAAAGAAAACAAUGCAUGUCAGAGAAAGAAAAAAAGCUUGAUGUGAAACAUGUAGAUAUGAGGCUACGGACCCAUCACAAAAAAUCAGCGAUUUCACCAAUUCCAGAUGUCCUUAGUACAAAGAAAUUUGUGUUGAAUGUUAUUAAAGAGCCAGGGGAAAAAGUACACAAAGAUAAAGAUGAACCAAGUAUGGUCCUGACAAGGACUUUUCUUUCUAUCCCUUCUGCACCUCUUUAUUUAGAUUUAGGGAGCAAAACAGACAAAGACACACCAGAAAUCACAGGAUCCUCUGGUUCACAGCAACAUCUCCAGGAAACAUCAGAUACCCAGAAAACAGCAAUGAGAGAAUCAGCUGCUGGUGAGAAGAAAACAGUUAAAAAUGCAGAAUGCUCAGUGCCAGAAGACGCCAUGCAACAGUGGACAUCAAACUUUGUGAUCAGUGUACGGCAAAGGAGGGAACCUCUGCAAGUCAAAUCUGAAGGAGAUGUGAGUCGGUUACUUUCAAAUUCACAGCAGGAGGACUUUUAUGUCACAGGGUAUGGUACUAUAAAAAGUGGGAAAAGGCUAGAAUGUUUCUUUGCAGGGUCAGAGGCUCAGCAAGAAAAAUACAAACCAGAAACUUUGGCUACAAUUCUUUCCUUCCCCAUGAUGGAUCUCACUAAAAUUGAAAGUCUGAAGAAAGAAACGGAAAUAGUGAAUAACUUAAACCAUAAGGUAAGUCCUCACGUUCUGGUUUCACUGCCAAGGAAAUUAUCCAAGGAAAUAUAUGCCACACUCGGCUCCCCUGUCAGUUCAGAAGAAUUUUCUGCUUCCAAGCAAGAUGUCCACCACCAACAAGAAGCUUUAUCACAAGCAUCUCCAGCAUCUACAGAUCUGUGUAAACUGGAUAAGCCAGAAGAAGAUGGACAAAACAAUGGAAAAACAAAGGAAAUGUCCCCUCCCAAUGUGUUAGCACCACAGAUAAAGGAACCCCUUGAGGAAAUGAAUCUCACAGAGUCAGAUGCACUCCACAAUGCAGAUCAAGAAAUUGUCAUGAAAAAGCAAGUGGUGCUGCAGUCUGGGAGUGGACAAAAGACCAGAGUGGAUUCUCGUCUUUCUCUGAAAAUUCCACUGCAACAUGUAAAGCAAAGGACAUCAUUGGAAAUAGAUGUGCGCAAGCAAACUACAGUGUGCCCUGGAAUACAAACGCUCCCGGGAAUACGAACGGGUAUGACAGAGUUUGAUGCCCAAAGAAGGAAAAAGGAGCAGACAUUGCUUGUUCCAGAUAAAGAGGCACAGAGUCUAGAAGUGCUUCAGAAGUCUGUUUCCUCCUGGACUUUUCCACUUCAAUCUGGAGAUGUGGCGGGGGAAGACGAAACUGACACUGGCUCUACUGGAAAUCUGGAGCAAAAAAAGUUAGAAAUGAAAGAAGGGAUAUUAAGAAUAGAUACAAACAUAGCUGUCCGUCUAGAAGAGGACAGAAUAGAAAUGCACAAACACACCAUUGUUAAUCUGGAGGAGGAGACAAUAAAAAUGGACACAAGCAAUACCGUAAACCUAAACACAGCAUCUCUAAAGGCAGAGGAGCCUCAGAUUAAGACUCAGGUAAUCACUCCCAUGGCAAACAGAUGCCCAAUCAAGCAAAAACAGAAAAGGGAACGAGAAGUGUCCAGUGCAAAACAUAACAUUCAACUACAAAAAAUGCUUCAAAAACAUGCUCUGGAUUCAUUUUAUGCCUAUAUUCCUCUUUCUCCCAAAUUAGGAGGCCAGAAAGGCAGAUUAACAAUAGCAGACUUGAAAAGAGAAUUGGGCCCCAAACAUUUAAAUAUGAAAAUCCGAAAACAUCCAAUUUCACAGAUUCUAGGCAACACGGGACGAGGUACUCCAAGCAAUCGAAAGAAAUUAGAGUAUAACUUUAACAAAUCAAAGAAAAUAGCUUUGAGAAGAGGAGAUGCCUCAGAAAUAUUUAUCAGAAGUCUUUCUAUUUCCACAGUGAGUCCAUCUCAGACUAAAGACCCAGUAAAAUCUCAGACAAACCUAGAAAGUGCAAAGAGAACCCGUAUUUCAGAAUUCCAGAAGAAAUCACCAAAUACUAGUGAAACUAUGAAGAGGGACAGUUCAAGCAUUGUGAAAGAAGGGAACCAGAAUUUUACAAACACAAUUCCACAGGAUUCCCAGCCCUUCAUGGUAGACAAACAACAAACACGCAAACUUCCUAACACCAAAUCAGAAGCAAACCUCAGCAGAGAAAUAAAUAAAAAUUUAGCUCCACAAACAAACGAAAGGGUUGUUCCAGGCCAGGAUAUCUCUAGGAUCAUAAAAGAACGUGACGUGCUUAUGAUCAAACAAGAAAAGGCACCAAAACCCACUGAAACACCCACAGAGUGUCUAAUCAUGUCUAAAGAUCCAAAGGAAAUCGAUCAUAGGGAUCAGAGUGAACUUGUACAGGACACAGCCAUGCAAAAGGUCCAGCAACAAGAAACUUCUCUAGGAACUGUGCCUAUUCAACCACAAGCUAAAGGUAAUGAAAGAAAACCAGUGGGAUAUAGUCCAAGUGCAGGAAUUAUGAUUCCUAUUUGUGAAGCAAUUAAAAAUGUUCUUGAAUCCCAGAUAAAAAACAUAAUUCAAAACACGUUUUUUCCUAAAAACUUUGAAAAAGCAAAAGACAAUAAACCUGUUGAUUGGAAGUCACAAUGUCUCACAAGGGGUCCAAGUACACUAUCCAUGACAAUACAUCCUGAAUUGCAGCCAAAACCUAUUCUAGAAAAUUUUACUUGCAAAGAAAAAGUUAAGCUCACAAAUCAUUUAGAGUCGAAAGCACCUGAAAUAAGACUGAAUUUGAUACCAGAGGUGGUAAAACAAUCCUUCCAAAGGUUCAGCUUUUAUCAAAACUUGGCUGUUUCAAAACAUAACAGUUGGAAGCUCUACCCAAGACAUAAACAAAUGUUCUUUUUGCCUCUGGAAGGGAUUGAUACUAUAGAAUUUAACCUAAAACACGAAUCCGAAAAAGACUCACUUCCUGUCAAUUGUAUGAAGUCACUGAUGGUUAAUGUUUCAAGAGGUAGUGAAGAGGCAGUGAACAUUACAAAGUUAAAGAGGAUGAAAGCGCUAGAAAGUGGAGCACCUUCACUGACUUCCGCUAGAGAGAAAACAUUGCCUCAUAUUCUCCAGAACUGCUCAGUAGGAGAGAAAAACAAACUCCUCAUACACUUUUCUAAGAAGACACUGGAGAUUCAAAUGAAAGCCUUUCCCAGAAUUGUAAGGGACUCUUACACAAUGGCCAGUGCUCAGGAUGGACGGAAACCUUUAUCUAAAUGUGUUCAUUCUGUGGUCAAAGUACCAAAACGAAGAAACAGAGUUUUGUUACUCUUUGAGGAAGACUCUCUUCAUCAAAUAGAUCUUGAUUUACAAUACAAAUACCUCCGUUUUCUCCUGGGUUCUCCAGUUGCAAGGAUGUUCCCUAACCCAAUUGUAUUUCCCAAACAUAGUCUGAAAUUACAGACAGUUGCAAUAUGUAAAAAAGUAGAUAGCAGUGGGGAAAGUGGCGGUCAUUCCAUUAAUACACAACCAUUAGAACAUAUCCCUUUCAAAACACAAAGUUUCCAUGAAAACUCAUCAUUAGUCAGAAAUUUCUUGGCACCUACCCAGGUGUGUGCCCCUGACCCUGAUCAACACAGCACAGUGCAGAAAGAUACCAUGGCUCUUUCUAAGUUAAAAUCUCAUGUGACUCCAGAAAAAGAUAAACAAUGUCAUGUAUGGUUUCAAGAAACAAGUACAUAUGAAUCUGUUGAUUUAAUGAUUCAGAAAAAGGCUCAGGAUGCAGGCGGUUCCCAUUCAAUUCAGAAUUCUGAAGAUUUUACUGACAGUCAGACAGAUAUUGAGAAUUCAGAUAACUUGGAGGAAUGCUCAGCUCAUGAUGUACAUGAGAGUGAAGACUGUAUCUUUUUAGAUGCCACCCCUUAUUUAAGGCAGGAAGCGGAGACUAUUCUAUUUGAAUUACAGAAAGGCAUACCUGUGGAAAAUCUCUACAAGAGGAAGAAAGUCAAAAUGGGUUUGAAACCACUUUACAGUGAAGAUUCGGGUUCCCAGCAUCUUCGAGGUCAUCGACAACAUUCGUCAAUUGUGACACCCCAUUCUUACGAAUCCCAUAAAAGCAGGAUGAACAGAAAACGUGGGUGGUCCUCCAAAAUGCGGCCCCCUGACCCGUGGUGUCACAGCUCCUUGAAUACCGUUGAGGUUCCAUCUGUAUCCUCUUCCAUCUCUUUCAAUGGGGAGACGCUUUCACAGACUACAGUAAGCGGGAAAAAUUCUUUAGUUCCCUUAACAGAAUCCAAUAUUAAAUUACAUCUUGCAAAAAGCCAAGGCAAACCUCACAGGCAUUCAGAAAGCAGAGAAAGAAGGAAGGCCAAAUUGGACUUCUUUAGAAAGAACAGCAUGCCUUGGGAAUGUGAUGACAGUUAUACAAAGAGUAAAGAGAAACACACAAGAAGAAAGGAUGAGAGGGCUUAUGCAUCAGAAAGACCAGAUUAUUUCCCAAGUAAAUACAAAUCAUCAGCAAAACCUCAUCAAGAGGAUAUCAGCUUCCAUUCUGAAAAAAAACAAAACCAGCCAUUUUUUUAUGCCUGUAUACCAGCAGACUCGCUGGAGAUUAUACCCCAAACCAUUCGCUGGACUAUUCCCCCAAAAACUUUACGGAAGAGAAACUUCAGAGUUCCCCUGGUGGCCAAGAUUUCAACUUCUUACAGCAUAUGGAACUCAUCCAAAAAGUUGUUGGAAUCACUGUUAGAGUCCUUCAGCUUACUUCAUUAAAAAUGUUAGCAUUUCAAGAUUCAUCUCCAGAGGACAGCUGGUUGCUAAGAUGAUAUUCUUUGCAAAAUAAAAUCGUAUUCAGUCA
Messenger RNA from Capra hircus (goat), 24073 nucleotides. RefSeq names its product coiled-coil domain containing 168 (gene LRTM3). The record is from RefSeq and is a predicted model, not a curated record. The transcript is spliced from 6 exons. Lineage: Eukaryota; Metazoa; Chordata; Mammalia; Artiodactyla; Bovidae. Bases 1 to 23988 code for a protein of 7995 amino acids.